UGCGAAGUUUCCUCCUCCAACUCUUCUACAGUUGUUCAAAACCAAAGCAGGCAAACAAACACAGAACAACGUGUACACUACACCCUACUUCUUCUGCUUCUACUUUCCUUAUUAUUUUCUCCCUUCAAACUUUUCUUUUUUUCAUUUUUACCCCAACUUUCUCCCGAAUAUUCAACAAUAAGAAUAUACCCACCUUUUUAAUGUGUUUGAUUCAUUAGAUUCACAUCAAUCAAAAUCUCGAAAAACAAAAACACCCAAAUUCGCAAAAUCUCCAAUUUUGGAAAAAUCUGAAGUAGAAUUGAAGUGGGUUUGUCUCAAAUUUCGUGAUGGGUUCGACGAAGAACUCAACAUUGUCUUCUUCGUCGAAUGUUGCUGGUCUAAUUGUGGAUGAUGAUGCAACACUUGUUGAUUCGUUGCCGAUUUAUGUCAGAGAAUUGAUUGCUGGAGGUGCUGCCGGCGCUUUUGCUAAGACUGCUGUUGCCCCCCUUGAGAGAAUUAAGAUUCUUUUUCAGACUCGAACGGAGGGAUAUCGUUCUCUUGGGGUCUAUGGAUCCCUGAAGAAGGUGCAGAAUCAUGAAGGCAUACAAGGGUUAUACAAAGGGAAUGGUGCAAGUGUCCUCCGGAUUGUUCCUUAUGCAGCUUUGCAUUUCAUGACUUAUGAGAGGUACCGAUCUUGGCUGUAUGAUAAUUGUCCUUCCCUGGGGACAGGACCUGUCGUAGAUCUUAUAGCUGGUUCAGCAUCUGGUGGUACUGCAGUUUUAUGCACUUACCCCUUGGACUUGGCGAGAACGAAGCUCGCUUAUCAGGUAGUGGACACCCGGUCAACUUUCAGGAGCAGUAUGAACUGCAGCAAUUUCUCCUCAUCUUAUAGCGGUAUACAAGAUGUAUUCAGACGUGUUUAUAACGAAGGCGGUGUUCGUUCCCUGUACCGUGGCGUGGGACCAACACUUGUUGGAAUUCUUCCAUAUGCUGGUUUGAAAUUCUAUAUAUAUGAGGAGCUUAAAAGAAGAGUUCCUGCAGAGCAUCAAAAUUCUAUUGUAUUACGUCUUUCUUGUGGAGCUUUGGCUGGCUUAUUUGGACAGACCUUCACAUACCCAUUGGAUGUUGUUAGGCGACAAAUGCAGGUUGAAAAUUUACAGAAUGGUGGACCAAGGUAUAGAAAUACCAUAGAAGGGCUUAGAGAGAUAAUCCGACGUCAAGGAUGGAAGCAGCUAUUUGCUGGUCUGAGUAUUAACUACAUCAAAGUUGUUCCAUCUGUAGCCAUUGGUUUUACCACUUACGACCUCAUGAAGUCCUGGCUAAACCUUACGUCUCAGCACAAACGACAAGUGAUAUCUGGUGGGUAAAAUAUAAAAUCAUAUUCAACCAUGACAGUAGUAGGAUCGAAAGAACUGUGAGUACACAUACGUAUUACAUAGUAGUGAUGUGAUCACCAUUGAUGUAUUCUUUGAUUCAUAACAUUCAUCAAACCCGAGAACCGAUUUAAAACAGAGGAUUAAUAUUAAUAUACAUUGAUUUGAUUCAGGUCUUAAAUUGAA
This is a messenger RNA of Beta vulgaris subsp. vulgaris (sugar beet), 1538 nucleotides long. Its product is annotated as mitochondrial carrier protein CoAc1. The record is from RefSeq and is a predicted model, not a curated record. Lineage: Eukaryota; Viridiplantae; Streptophyta; Magnoliopsida; Caryophyllales; Amaranthaceae. The transcript is spliced from 6 exons. The coding region runs from base 327 to 1346 and encodes 339 amino acids. Gene Ontology annotation, cellular component: mitochondrial inner membrane. Gene Ontology annotation, biological process: transmembrane transport.